AUGAGCGAAAAGGAAAGUGUUAUAUUGAACCCGAAGUCCGUGACUGCUGGGCAGUUCGAAUUUACUUCGAUUCGGCUUCCCACAAGCGAAGGUCAAUAUGUCUCUCCCUAUGCUAAAGAGCAUGUAGUUUUGCAAUCCAUCGAACUUCAAGCAGAAAGAGGUUCGAUUCCUUUACUCGCCAGAUGUGAAGACUCCCAUCUUGAAGACAUUCGUCUGGAAGAGGCUCCCUAUUCCUCAUCUUCUGAGGUUCGCGAUCAAUUCCUCGCCCAACUUGACGAGAUUACCACUACUAAUAUGCCACAAAUUGAGAGAAUUACUCCUCCCAAGUCUCUCGCUGAACUAAGUCAAUUUCGAAAGAUAGGUCAAACUCAAAAAGAAUCGCCCGAACCUCGUACGGUUGAGAUUUCAGAUGACACGACUCUCCAAUUGUUGGAUACAAUAACGAGUCUUCCUUCAGACUUUAAGCAUGAUUUGCUAAACUAUCUGAAGGUUGUGGAGGAAAAAUAUAGCGAAUUAGAGCAGAAGGAAGCUCAGCUGCGCCAGCCAAACUAG
Blastocystis hominis is the source of this 552-nucleotide messenger RNA. RefSeq lists its product as hypothetical. The transcript has 6 exons. The record is from RefSeq and is a predicted model, not a curated record. The coding region runs from base 1 to 552 and encodes 183 amino acids. NCBI's taxonomy places the organism in Eukaryota, Bigyra, Opalinata, Blastocystidae.